Molecule: messenger RNA, 834 nt
Organism: Malassezia vespertilionis
Lineage: Eukaryota; Fungi; Basidiomycota; Malasseziomycetes; Malasseziales; Malasseziaceae
Gene: MET8
Product: Bifunctional dehydrogenase and ferrochelatase
Exons: 1
Coding region: 1-834 (277 amino acids)
Biological process (GO): siroheme biosynthetic process
Molecular function (GO): precorrin-2 dehydrogenase activity; protoporphyrin ferrochelatase activity
Source: RefSeq, a predicted model, not a curated record
AUGACCUUGCCUGCGCUCGUGCCGGGCGGAAGUUUGCUGCUUGCGUGGCAGCUGCGCAACAAGCACGUCCUGCUUGUCGGCGGCGGCGAGGUUGCGGCGAGCAGGCUUGUGCAUGCGAAGAAUGCCGAUGCACACCUGACGGUCAUGGCGCCGCGCGGGGGCCUAUGUGCGGAAAUGCAGCACCGCCUUGCGACGCACGCUAUCGAUACCUACCUGGAUGCGUCCUUUACACAGCCAUCAGAGCUUGUGUGCAAAGAGACAGGCGCGUACUACGAUAUGGUGCUUGUCGCGAUUGAUGAUCCUGGAUUGUCGCGCCAGCUGUGUGCUUGGUGCCGCGAACUUCGGAUCCCCGUCAAUGUCGCUGACGUGCCGCCCGAGUGCGACUUCUAUUUUGGGUCCGUGCUGCGGCGGGGGCCGCUGCAGGUGCUUGUAUCGACAGGCGGCAAAGGGCCGCGUAUCGCGCGGCUUGUGCGCCAGCGACUGGAAGACGCACUGCCUCCGAGCGUCGCCGAUGCCAUUGACAAUGUCGGGGUCCUGCGCGCAAAGCUGCGCGAAAUGGCGCCGCUGCCCGCCCAGAGUCACGCACGGAUGACAUGGAUGUCGGACGUGUGUGAUACAUACACGCUCGAGCAGCUUGCCGCGCUGGACGACGCGCAAAUGGCGCGACUUUUGCACGGAUUUGCAUCGCGCACUGUGCCGCUGCACACGUCGAAUGGGACGCUGGGGACGGUGCAUGCGUACGCGGCAUUUGUGGUGGGCGCCGCUGCUAUGGCCGCUGCUAUUGUGUGUAUGUCGCUCGUGGGCAAGGAAGACAAAGGAUGGAUAGCAUUGUAG